AGGUACAACCAGAACAACUUGGUCUAACUCCUCCAUGCAGCCAAAAGAAUAAAAGGCCUGGUUAUGUUCCUGAAAUUACCCAUUUCAGUCCAGCUCUCACAGACUUCACAAGGGAACAGCUUGUUAUAGGUAAAAAGGGUUUAAAGGAUGGCAUUCUUCCAGAAAUUUCUCCAGAAAAUUAGUGAUGAUGACAGUAGCAAGGGUUUUAAAGGUUCUCCUACGGAGACAGCGUACUUUGGAACAGUCAAGGCUGAUCCAAACUUUAAUGCCCAAAAUGAUGCUGCAAAAUUGAAGAAAGCCAUUGAGACCAAAGGUGUGGAUGAAGCCACUAUUGUGGAGGUUCUAGCAAAGAGGAGCAAUGCACAAAGACAACAGAUCAAAGCAGCUUAUCAGCAGGAUACAGGAAAACCUCUGGUAGAUGCACUGAGAAAAGCUCUCAAGUCAGAUUUUGAGGAGGUGGUUCUGGCCUUGCUGAUGACACCGCCUGAGUAUGAUGCUUUUGAAAUAAAAAGAGCCAUGAAGGGUCUUGGAACAAAAGAAGCUGUCUUAAGUGAAAUUUUAGGGACCAGAUCAAACAAGGAGAUCACAGCGAUGAAAACUAGUUUCAAAGAAGUCUAUGGAGAACUGUUGGAGGAAGAUCUUAAAAGUGAAAUUAGUGGACAUCUCGAAACUGUCCUGCUUGCCCUUUGCAAGGCUACCAGGAGUGAAGACUAUAACAUUGACGAUGGGCUUGCAAAGAGUGAUGCAAAGGCUCUGUUUGAGGCAGGAGAGAAUCGGGUUGGUACUGUUUGCUCUGUCCUGAUUGAUGUCCUCACAUCCAGAAGUGAAGCUCAGCUGUGCAAAAUUUUCAAGUAUUACGGCCAAUACAGCAAGCAGGGUCUAGCCAAAGCUCUGGAGAGUGAGCUUCAUGGAAACCUUGAAGACUGUCUGAUGACUCUGGUGAAGUCUGCUUGGAACAAACCUGCCUUAUUUGCUGAAAAGCUCCACCUGGCUAUGAAGGGGAUAGGAACCAACACUGACACACUGACUAGAAUCAUUGUGAGUCGUUCAGAAAUUGACCUGCUGAAAAUCAUUCAAGAAUACAAAAGGAUGUAUGGCAAAACCCUUCAGGAGGCUAUUCUGAAGGAAACAAGUGGAGAUUAUGAGAAGAUUCUGCUGGCUCUAUGUGGAACUCAAUCUCGCAAGAUGGCUUUUUUGCAGAAACUUUUCCAGCAAAGUAAUGAGGAAAAGGGUUUUAAAGCUGCUCCUGCUGUUGAGACAGGAUACCUUGGAACAGUUAAGGCUGAUCCAAACUUCAAUGCCCAGAAUGAUGCUGCAAAAUUAAAGAAAGCCAUUGAGACCAAAGGUGUGGAUGAAGCCACUAUUGUGGAAGUUCUAGCAAAGAGGAGCAAUGCACAAAGACAACAGAUCAAAGCAGCUUAUCAGCAGAGUGCAGGAAAACCUCUGGCAGAUGAUUUGAAAAAGGCUCUGAAGUCAGAUUUUGAGGAGGUGGUCCUGGCUUUGCUGAUGACACCGCCUGAGUAUGAUGCUUUUGAAAUGAAAAGAGCUAUGAAGAAUCUUGGGACAAAUGAGAAUGUCCUAAGUGAAAUUCUGGGGACCAGAUCAAACAAGGAGAUUGCAGCAUUGAAGAAUACUUUCAAAGAAGUCUAUGGAGAGAUGCUGGAGGAAGAUAUUAAAUGUGAAGUUAAAGGAGAUCUUGAGACUACCCUUGUUGCCCUUUGCAAGGCUACCAGGAGUGAAGACCGUAACAUUGACGAUGGAAUGGCUAAGAGUGAUGCAAAGGCUCUAUUUGAGGCAGGAGAGAAUCGGAUCGGCACUGUUUGCUCUGUUCUGAUUGACAUUCUCACAAACAGGAGUGAAGCUCAGUUGUGCAAAAUUUUGCAAUAUUAUGGCCAAUUGAGCAAAGAUGGUUUGGCCAAAGAUCUGGAGGGUGAGCUACAUGGAAGCUUUGAAGACUGCCUGAUGACCUUGGUGAAGUCUGCUUGGAACAAACCUGCCUACUUUGCAGAAAAGCUCCACCUGGCAAUGAAGGGACUGGGAACCAACACUGACACGCUGACUAGAAUCAUUGUGAGUCGUUCAGAAAUUGACCUGCUGAAAAUCAUUCAAGAGUACAAAAGGAUGUAUGGCAAAACCCUUCAGGAGGCCAUUUUGAAGGAAACAAGUGGAGAUUAUGAAAAGAUCCUGCUGGCUCUCUGUGGCACUCAAUAAACACAUCUGUUAGUUGAUUAGAGGGGCGUGUGCAUGACCCAUGUAAACACUUAAUCUCCUCAGGGUGUGGCUCUUCAGGAGUGUUUCAUUAAAACUCUUUUUGCAA
This is a messenger RNA of Megalobrama amblycephala (Wuchang bream), 2317 nucleotides long. RefSeq names its product annexin A6-like. The record is from RefSeq and is a predicted model, not a curated record. The transcript has 25 exons. NCBI's taxonomy places the organism in Eukaryota, Metazoa, Chordata, Actinopteri, Cypriniformes, Xenocyprididae. Gene Ontology annotation, biological process: negative regulation of exocytosis; negative regulation of T-helper 2 cell differentiation; cellular response to hydrogen peroxide. Gene Ontology annotation, molecular function: calcium-dependent phospholipid binding; calcium ion binding; cadherin binding involved in cell-cell adhesion. Gene Ontology annotation, cellular component: plasma membrane; cytoplasm. Bases 148 to 2211 code for a protein of 687 amino acids.